GAUUGCCAUAAAUCAGUGUGCAUUAAUUGAAAAGGAAAAGUUGAAACACGAUUUGACGAAGAAAAAGGUAGGCGAACAUGUUUGCCUAGUUGACAUGCAUGACAUAAAAAAUCUAAUUUUGAUCUAGGAAGGCUAGCUAAAGAAGAGGACACGCCAUGGAGAACAGCGGGGCUGGGGUGUCCAAGCCGACGAUGCCAGGUGGAGAGAUCGACUUGGGCCAGAUGGAGAGAGGCGUUGGGCGUCGCUUGCGAGAUAGGGUAAAGAGUCGCUAUUGGAUCGAUGAAUCACGGCUCCCGUCAAUUUGUCCUUUACAGAGAAACCACAAGAGUCAAAUUCAACAGUGCAAUUAUUAUCAUGAGUAAACUGACGGACAGAAAUGAGAUUAUGUAUGAUAUGGGGGGAGACUAUGACAUUGUUUAGGGUUAGGGGAGGGGAGGUGGGAAGGGUGCCCUUACCAAAACCAGUAGUGCUCACUUUAGAACCAUUACCAACAAUAAUAUGCGAGGGAGAAUUAAUGCUUGAAGUAAUU
Messenger RNA from Cuscuta campestris, 529 nucleotides. NCBI's taxonomy places the organism in Eukaryota, Viridiplantae, Streptophyta, Magnoliopsida, Solanales, Convolvulaceae. The record is from the annotation of a GenBank genome assembly.